Hemibagrus wyckioides is the source of this 1448-nucleotide messenger RNA. Its product is annotated as transmembrane protein 229B-like. Lineage: Eukaryota; Metazoa; Chordata; Actinopteri; Siluriformes; Bagridae. The transcript is spliced from 2 exons. Bases 804 to 1448 code for a protein of 214 amino acids. The record is from RefSeq and is a predicted model, not a curated record.
CUUAUGUAUCAUUUAUCUUUAUUUUUAUGUUUCUUUUUGGAACUCCAUGCAAUUUUUGUUUGCAAUUUUUGUUUGUGUAAUUUCAUGUGAUAUCUCUUAGCUUUUUUCGAGAAGCAGAACUUCGCAACCACAGCUCUUUGGUGGUACUCUAAUAAGGAACUUGACCAACUAAAGAUAUGCGCACACACACAAAUAUGUGGAAAUAUUGAAAAGCUUGUAAUCAACCAUUUUGCAGAAACAAGUGUACAACCUGAACUUAUUUAUAGUCAUCUAUAUCCUUUAAUGCUAGCCUGAUUUAUCACAUUUAGAUGAGCCCAUAAAGGUUGCUUAAGUACACCAGAGGUAGUAAAUCUAAGAGUUAAUCAUUACAUGAUACACAAAGUAAGCAACUGUUAUCUACAAAGUCCAUAAAAACAUUUAUUAUAGUUAAAGUAUGAGUACAUCACUGCACACCAGUAGAAUAUUUUCAGCGGAUAAAACAUCAGUGUGUUAACUGAAACAUAACCAUUUGUUGUGUUGGUUAUUAUCGGUUGACUUAACUAUAAAAAUAUAUUUCUAUACAAUGGCCUCUAGUGUAUAUACACACACUCAGCAUACAAGCAUAAAUCUUCUCUGAGUAUCAAAAAUUUGAAAGAAUGACCAAACUUCCAAUAUAUAUGCUAUAUUCAUCAUGUUUUAUUAUGCUUAUUUACUGUUAUUAUCUCAUGCACACAAUGGAAGAUGGGACCUAGGCAGCACGUUUUUUGUCUCUCCUUUUGUCUCUAGGUUUAAAAACCUGUCUUAAAAACUAAUCUGAGGCAGGGAUGUCUCUACCAUGCUCUGGUUUAAUGUUUAGCUUGGGCGAAAUAAAGCCCAUAGAUGAACAGGAAAAUGUGGAAAGCUGUGGCACACUGAUGAGCAGUACUGACACAGAGAUGGAAUCCAAAACCCUGUAUCCAAGGAAAGGGCACUCAAAAAAUCCUGGUGUUGAUGUGGGAGCCUCUGAUUAUCCUAUUGAGCAAGCCUCUCUGAUGCUCUCACCCCUCUCUCCUCUCGCUCGCCUCUAUGUCUAUGCCCUGCAUGGAUGUGUGUGUGAGGUGGCAUUUACUGCUAUCUGGAAUUGGUAUUACACUCAUGACCAAAGGCUUCCUGGCAACACCAGCUUGUGGUCGCUCCUUAUCUAUAGCUUGGCUAUGUUCUUCAUGGAGAGCUUGAGUGCAUGGCUUCAGCAGAGACACUUCCACUUACUGGUCCGACUGACUGUUUACAUCUUGUUCAUAUACCUGUGGGAGUUCAGCUGUGGGGUCUUGCUCAGGCUGUUGGAAGCAUGUCCAUGGGACUACUCACAUUUCAAAUAUAAUCUCAUGGGACUCGUGACCUUGGAGUAUGCUAUACCUUGGGCGGUGGCUGCCCUCCUAGCAGAGAAACAUGUCAUUAGGUAUACACUGAAGAUACGAUUGAAUGGCUAA